GCCUCCGCCCGGUCCUGCGCGGCUGGUGUGUUGCUCUCGGUGCCGGCCUGCCGUGGCUGGGCUUGUCCUCUGGGGACUGGAGUAGAAGUGUUCUCAGAUUCUGGUCCUUGUACUACUAAAAUUAUCCCUAACUAAAGAUGCAUCCAGACCUGUCUCCUCAUCUGCACACUGAAGAAUGUAACCUAGUUAUCAGUCUGCUCAAGAAGUGUCACAAGGAGCACAACAUUUUGAAAUUUUUUGGCCACUGCAAUGAUAUUGACCGUGAGAUGCGGAAGUGCUUAAAGAAAGAGUAUGAAGAAAACAGGGCCAGGAACCAGGCGAUGCGACGGAGGCUAAUUAAUGCUCACAAAAACUCAGAGAAGUGAGCUGUACUGUAGUUGGACAGCUGCAUCUCAAUAGGGACACUCGGCUGAAAGUUGACAGAAUACUUCUUUCCCGUCACCAAUGCUCAGCCUGUGGUUUGUGAAAUGGUGAAAAAAUAAAUGCACCUAAAACAUACUCAUUCCCAGAAAGGCAAACAAUGUGAAAGAAAAAUAAUAAAUGAUGACUCACAACUUAACUUAAUUUUUGACCUCUAAAAGAAAACUAUUGUGGCAAGUCUUUGUUCUGGCAUAGUUUUGUUAUCAUUGUUAAGCAAUGAGGAAUCAGCGUGUGUGGAGUAUUAUAUAUUCAAGGCUGCUAUAUUCCCUACCUUGUGUUGCGUUGCAUUUACUUCUGUGUGUUUAGCAGUUUUUCUUUCAUAUUUUUUUCUGUUUUUUUUUUCUUUUGCAAAACACUGAAUGACUUUUCCAUCACUUUUUGUAAUGUUGUGAUAACACUGCCUAAAUGAAUUAGCAAGAAAAUUUUAAACAGAUGUGGCUUGAAAUUGAAAAUUGCCUAUCAAGUAAUAAUUGGAGUUCUAGUAUUUUUAUUGGAGCUAAAAUGAUGAAACUACCGUCUUCCACUGAGAAGAUUAAAAAUCCUUCCUGCCAACCAUACAUACAGUGUAGACUGUUGUAAGAAAAUUUGUUCAUCAUACCCAAAGUGAGCAGCUUUAGAAAUUCAGAAUGGAACAUUUCCAGGGAUUUACAAAGCAUUGCCUUGAUUUUUGUUGAGUACAAUCAAUGUGUGCUGAGUGAUUUUUGAAAAGGGAGUGCUGCCAAAAAUACAAGCUAAAUUGUACCAGAGUAUGUGGAAGAACUAAGGUGAAGUCAAGUUAUGACUAUUGCUGUUGAGGGAAAACUCACAUUGAAGUGAAAGGAAGUGUAACUUGCCUUUCAGUUAGGCAAGUCAAGUAGUAUUGUAUUAACCAAGUUGCCUCGUUAGCCUACAAGGACUGUUUAUUUGCUAUCAACCUGCAGAAAGUCCUCGACAAGUCUCUGAAUUCAGAAUAUUUGAUAUUAAAACAUACGUUGGUUUGUGCAGUGAUGGAGCUGCUUCUCUGGGUGUCUGCUGGAUUCACCUUAUUUUUAAAUUACUUUUCUGUUCUGCCUAGCAACAAAAGACAAAAAAAAAAAGAGUUUUAUUGAGCCAAAUAUACUAAGUGUCUUGAAACCUUUUGAAGAAAGGGUGUCUAUUCUACAAUGAAUUCUACGGUUUGUUGUAAGAACCUCUGUUGACACUCCAUUUUGAAAUUAAUACAUGCACCUGUUUUUGGAAGAAAGCUGUAUUUUGUGAUCUAUUUUGAGAGAUUCAUUAGAGAGAAUAAUUUUACUGAUUUUUAAGUACCUGAAUGGACCCAGUUACAUUGGUAAAACUUAACCACAAACAUUUUCAAUGAAAGUUCCAAGAAACACUGAAGCAAUUGUUUCUGCAUCUUUCGAUAUGCUGUCUGCUGUCUUAGAACAAGUAAAUGAUGCAUUAUUUGAAUUAAAU
Gavia stellata (red-throated loon) is the source of this 1854-nucleotide messenger RNA. RefSeq names its product C-X9-C motif containing 2 (gene CMC2). The transcript is spliced from 4 exons. Gene Ontology annotation, cellular component: mitochondrion. The record is from RefSeq and is a predicted model, not a curated record. Bases 138 to 365 code for a protein of 75 amino acids. NCBI's taxonomy places the organism in Eukaryota, Metazoa, Chordata, Aves, Gaviiformes, Gaviidae.